Messenger RNA from Vollenhovia emeryi, 718 nucleotides. RefSeq names its product putative nuclease HARBI1. NCBI's taxonomy places the organism in Eukaryota, Metazoa, Arthropoda, Insecta, Hymenoptera, Formicidae. The annotation marks the transcript as partial. The record is from RefSeq and is a predicted model, not a curated record. The transcript has a single exon.
UAAAAAGAUAUGUCAACAGUUUAAAAGUAAAUACAAUACAUAUACAUGGAAUUGUAGGAGCUAUUGAUGGUUGUCAUAUUAGAAUAAGAAGACCUAAAGAACACGAGGAAGAUUAUGUAAAUCGAAAAGGAUUUCAUAGUAUUUUACUGCAAGGAGUUUGUGAUUACAACAAACUGUUUAUUGAUGUUCACAUAGGCGAAAGCGGUUCACUGCAUGAUGCCAGAGUGUUAAAAAAAUCAUCACUGUAUCGUGCAGCUGAAGAAGAUCCUAAUUUUUUUAAUGGGUGUUUUUUACUUGGAGAUUCAGCGUAUCCAAAUUUAAAAUGGUUGGCACCACCGUUCAAAAAUUACGGCCAGUUAACAGAAAAUGAAAUACGAUUUAAUGUUAGACAUUCUUCUGCUCGUUCGAUAAUUGAGCAUGCUUUCGGUUUAUUGAAAAGUCGUUUUAGAAGAUUAUUUUAUUUCAAUAAUCUAAGAACAGAUAUAAUAAUUCAGUGCGUGAUGGCUGCGUGCAUUUUACACAACAUUUGUAUAUUAACUAACAAUUAUGAAUCAAAUGUUCCAGAAAUACAGAUUGAAAAUAACGCACAUGAAAUAUUAAAUGCUCGUGAACGAAUGUUUUCGGAAAUGUUUCACUAGACCUGUUCUAUGUAUAAGUCGUAUGUCGUAUUCGGAAGUAGGGUCUACAUAUAUUUAAUAAUUUUCAAAUUGGAGAUAUU